CGAUCCUGCAAAGUCAAGUAGAGUUAAAAAGGGUCAGGCUAGGUUAAGUUGUGGAGUCUUUUAUACUUGUGUAUUGUUUACACUCCAAAAAAAUGGAUAGAGAAAAGUGACGUAAUGAGAAAUUAAUUGAUAUUUGGGAUUUAAUACAUAAUCUUGAAAAAUGUUACAUCUUAGAAAAUUUCUUCCAAGAUUCUUCACUGUAAUAUUAGCAUUAAUAUUUAUACUAUUUUUCUGUGAAUAUCUCAUAUAUUAUGUAGUACUUGUACAGUGUCAGUGGCCUGUUCUAAACCCUCAAAGGGAAGACAUCGCUUUAGAUGCAGAUGCGACAACUGACAAUCCUGUGAAAGCAAUGUUCAUCGCAGACACUCAUUUAUUAGGUCCCAGAGAGGGCCACUGGUUUGAUAAAUUACGUAGAGAAUGGCAGAUGUACAGAGUAUUUCAAACUAUGAUGACGCUACAGAAGCCAGAGGUAGUUUUUGUGUUAGGUGACGUCUUUGAUGAAGGACAAUGGUGCAGUGCCACGGAAUUUGAGAACUACAUACGGAGAUUCCAUUCCCUAUUUUAUGUACCCAAGGACACUCGUCUCUAUGUCGUUGCUGGGAAUCAUGAUAUGGGAUUUCAUUAUGCAAUCACGCCGUAUCGUAAUCAACGCUUCAUUAACGGUUUGAAGAGUCCGAGUGUGCGACGACUGAGUAUAAGGGACAAUCAUUUCGUGUUAAUCAACAGCAUGGCUUUGGAAGGGGAUGGCUGUUUUUUGUGCCGACCGACUGAGAUCGCGGUGAAUAAGAUAGCCAAAGAUCUGAAAUGCGCGAGAAAGAUGAGCAACGAUUGUCGCAAUGCGAGCGCGAUUUCCAAAUAUAGUAGGCCUAUAUUGUUGCAACAUUAUCCGAUGUAUCGAGAAUCAGAUGAGAUCUGCAACGAAUUGGAUCAAGCUCCGGACGAGAUAAAGGCCAUUAAGUUUCGGGAACGAUGGGAAUGUUUAUCAAAAGAAGCCUCGGAACAACUUCUAGAUAUCCUGAAUCCGCGAUUAAUUGUCGCUGGACACACUCAUCACGGCUGCAGAAGAAUGCAUCGGGACGACAUUCUAGAAUUCACAAUCCCCUCCUUCAGCUGGCGCAAUAAGGUCAAUCCUUCUCUUCUAAUGGGUACUUUCACUGCCAGCAAUUACUCUGUUUCAAAGUGUUACAUGCCCGUGGAAUCUACCGUGAUUACUAUUUAUAAGGUCAGCCUCACAUGCGUAUUGAUAUAUUUGAUUAUAAAACACAGACCAAGACGGCAUACGUACUCUCGCUUAAAGAUGCCUUGAGUGAUAAAACCUCCGAGUCGCGACGAGUUCGAUUGUGAUGACAAAACGCGAACGAGAUAUAAUAAUUCUAUAUACAAUGCGAUUUAUAGAGGCUAUAAUUCUUAAAAUGAUGCAGACAAGUCUGUAUACAUCUUUCAUACACGCUAUCAUUUUUGCAUAUUAUUUACAUUAGUAAUUGUAUAAAAUACUUUGUGAUAUAUAUAAUAUAUAUAUAUAAUUUGCAACGAGAUAAUCAUUUCGAUGUACAUAGAAUUUUAUUGCGAAAAAAACAAGACGUUUAUUAAAAAAUUUUAUAUAUAUAAUAAGUAUUGACUUUUUUAUAUAAAUGUCAUAAAACAAUUUCGAAUUAAGUCCAACGAAAAUUAAACGCUUAAAAAGCCGGAUAAGUAGGACCAAUCUGCCCGCAACACGGAUCAUGCUCAUAUUUUUUUACUAUGAUUGCUAUCAAUGUAACUUACAAUUUAGCGAAAUAUUAGCCCUUAAUAUUGAACCGUUUUAGUGAAAAAAUAAGAUUAAAAAUGAUACACCUUUGAUACGAUCGCCAUAUAUUUUUUGUGCAAUUUUGGGAUAAUAUUCUACUAGUAAUUUUUUGAACCCAUAAAAUAAGCGAUCUUUUAAAAAAUAAAAUAUUCUUUUUCAUUUUUUUAAACGUGAUAUGCUUUUGAUACGAUCGUCAUAUUUUUUUGUCAAAUUUUGGGAUAAUAUUCUGCUAGUGAUAAGUAUAUUCUAAUAGCAUAUUCUAAUAGCAAUUAAAGCAAAAGAAAUGAGCAUGAUCCGUGCGAGAUCGACCCUCCUUAUCCAGCUACAGCUUUUCCAACAAUAUACGUCUAAAGGAAUGAAAACGUAAUUGUAGAUUGCGAAUGUAAAGUAAAUACACAAAUUUUGUAUCGUUAUCCUCACUCACUUUGUAUGUGUGCUUAUUAUUAUACAACAACGAUCGGUCGAGACAAAAAAGAAAGGAAUAAUACACAUUUUAGACUGGCUCAUUCGCCAUUAUAGGCUAUAUAAUACUCUCACACAUUAACUGUCACUAAUAUCACAUUACUUGAAUAUUUUUACACAGUUGUGUGUGCUUAUUCUCCUCCUCGAUGAGACAAGGAACGAUAUUGAUAUAUAGCCAACGUUCUGUUUGCGAAUUUUAUAGAUUUUUCUCACAUGUGUCGUAGAUCUCAUAAGUACUUACAGAGGAAAUCGCGCGACUAAAAGUCAAAUAAAAUAUAGAUGCAUGUCGUA
Nylanderia fulva is the source of this 2539-nucleotide messenger RNA. RefSeq names its product Per1-like protein PGAP5 (gene PGAP5). Gene Ontology annotation, molecular function: hydrolase activity. The record is from RefSeq and is a predicted model, not a curated record. Lineage: Eukaryota; Metazoa; Arthropoda; Insecta; Hymenoptera; Formicidae. Gene Ontology annotation, biological process: GPI anchor biosynthetic process.